Messenger RNA from Monomorium pharaonis (pharaoh ant), 2025 nucleotides. RefSeq lists its product as uncharacterized. The transcript is spliced from 2 exons. NCBI's taxonomy places the organism in Eukaryota, Metazoa, Arthropoda, Insecta, Hymenoptera, Formicidae. The record is from RefSeq and is a predicted model, not a curated record. The coding region runs from base 664 to 1068 and encodes 134 amino acids.
CAUUUUACAAAGAGGACAAAAUAUUUAAAAAAAGACGGCUCUUAUUAAUUUUUUAAAUACUUUUUUAAGAGAAAGGACGGAUUCUCGAGAUAAAUAAUUGUCGAAAAACAAUUACGUUUACUUGCUAAUCAAAUUUUGAUCGGUGAUAAGAUAUACAACAUAAAUCUUGAUGUUAACGUUCACAUUAUCUUUUAUUAACUGACAGAAUGUCGACAGUAUUCAGUCCAUUAACGCACUCCACGUGCUUGAGACUUGAUCAAUUGGGACGUAAUCAGCGCGAGUGAUGUACCAGAUGCGACACAGAUCAUACACGUAAUCGUAAUAAGCCUUUUACGACGAAAGAUUUCAACAUAGGAUGUUUGCACAAAAAACGUGCAUAUCAACGAGCGUAUAUUUAGACGUGGAACUGCGAGCAUACGUUUGAUAGAUGUCGGGAUGUUCUUCUACAGAAAGAAAGAGAAGUCAAUUUCUCCUGCAGUUGCUUUGUAUGUUUAGAACCAGUGAGAAUGAGAAAGGCGAUUAGAUUAGAUGGGCUAGAUAAAAGUUACAUCAUGCUGACUGCGACUGCGUAGGAAUAUAUAAUGGGAGUAUAGUGUUUCAAAUACAAAGUGCUGCGGUAAAAUUACAGACAUUUCACGUGACGAAAAAUUGGACUUGCGAAAUAUGUUGAAGCAAGUGUCAUUUUAUUCCACCCUAACCGCGGAGGAAAGGACUCGAGCGCACCCUUGCAAGAAGACUAGGUGCGUGAUUAUGUCCUCUAGCGAUCCGUCAUCUCCGACACAGGCAUCGAUAUCUACAACGAGUUUUGAUGUGCUGGACGACGCAAGAUUGGAAAAGAUUAAUGUAACUCCUGUAACGUCACAACCGACAAAAUCUGCGAUCGUGAACACCGAUGCGAUAGAGGAAGCAGUGCCGAUCGUGACGACACUGCCCGUGCCAGAAUUGGAACCGAAAAUCGAGAAGAACGGUAUCGAGGUGAAAACGAAGAAAUCCAACGAGUCGAACGACGAGUGUCUAAUCAAUUGCAUUUAUGUUACACAACAGUGCUGCGACUGCACGAUAGUUUGAGAUCAUUCCCCCCCAAUGUCCUUAGCUAGAUAAUGCCGAAGAAGCAGCACCUCGCGACUGCUCUGAUCAAUUUUGGAGGAGUCUUUUUCCAAUAUAUAAAAUUUAGGAUCUGACAUCUGUAAUAAGUACUGCGUUCUGUUAGAACACUUGUGAUACAUGAGAAGUAUAUAAUAGAAAGAUUCUAUGGCGUGUAGAAAAUUUUGUAAAUGUGUACGAAUGCAUGUGUGUGUGUGUUGCCCGUAUAAUUAUAUAUAUACACAUAAUUUUUGAUACUGUCGCAUAUUUAAUCGAGCAUUGACUAUACGAUUAAAGGCGAUUGAUAAGAAGCACAUGGUAACUAAUUAAUUUAUAUGUUUAGAGUGUACUUUUCAGCUGAGAAAGUUGUACUUGCAAUCUAUACAAAUAUUCACUGCCAUUAAUUACGUGGUGAAAAUCGCGUCGAGAGAUAUCGUAAAAGUCAAUUAUUAGUCUAUAAGCAUUUCCUCGCAAUAUUGUUAUAGAGCAAGUUAUUUUUACUAUACCAUUAUGUGUCUUCCCAACAAUUUGACAUUAACGUUAAUGUCAAUGAUACGCAAUUGACAGUAUUAACCGCGACGAUCGUUCAAACGUUUAUAUCUAUUCGUAAUUUUGUAAUUUAUGAACUAAGAGAACAGAUUUGUCAUCACAAGCAUAGAUACAUUUUCUAUUUGAAAAUGAAAGCAAUAUAAAUACUAUUAAAUUCCGACAUAAAGAUGCGUUUGUUAUAAACGAAGAGUAAUUUGACAAAUUUUUCUUUAAUGUGUUAGAACAAGUAGUAGCAUUUCUAUAGCGCAACUGAUGAUUAAAUAGAAUUUUCCAUCUUAUAAUCUAUUUAUUUAUUUCUGUUAUUUGAUAAUGUAUACCAGUAUGUUGUGAUUACUCUAAAUAUUGCUAUAUACGGAUAAAAUUAUUAAAAAGACAACUUAGAGAUGAUUUAAA